Molecule: messenger RNA, 1951 nt
Organism: Tachyglossus aculeatus (Australian echidna)
Lineage: Eukaryota; Metazoa; Chordata; Mammalia; Monotremata; Tachyglossidae
Gene: PALM
Product: paralemmin
Exons: 9
Coding region: 182-1360 (392 amino acids)
Biological process (GO): regulation of cell shape
Cellular component (GO): membrane
Source: RefSeq, a predicted model, not a curated record
CGGAGCCUCCGCCGCCCGCCGGCUCCGCGGGACUAACCCCACCACCGCCUCCAAUCCUUCAAGGCAGCUUGGAGAUCCUCCCCUUCCCCAUUCCCUUUCCCCCUCCCCUUCCCCCUGUUCCCUCCUUCCCGAUCAUUCCCCGCCUCCUCGGCCGGCCAGAAGAGACCAGGACCGCGGGGAGAUGGAGAUCCCUGAGGCCACCAUGCAGCAGGAGCGCCUCCAGGCAAUCGCAGAGAAAAGGAAACGGCAGACGGAGAUUGAGAACAAACGGCGACAGCUGGAAGAUGACCGGAGGCAACUCCAGCAUCUAAAGUCCAAGGCCCUGCGGGAGCGAUGGCUACUAGAGGGUGCCCCGUCUUCUGCUUCCCAAGAGGAUGAGGCCAUGAAGAAGCAGAUGCAGGAAGAUGAGCAGAAGACUAAGCUCCUGGAAGAUACCAUCCUGAGACUGGAGAAAGAGCUGGACGUGCUGGAGAAUGGAGACUCUGCCACCUCCACCCAGGACAGCCUGGCUGAGGUGGUGGCCACAGUGACUGUCAGAGAAGAGGUGAAGGAAGAGAAGGUUGUCAACGUCCAGAAGACUCCUCUGGGCACACCCAAAGAAAAGAAGGUGACCAACAGUCCCAUGAAGGUGGUGGAUGGUUCCAGUCUAAUGAAAGCUGCCAUGUACUCCGUGGAGAUCACGGUGGAGAAGGACAAAAUCACUGGGGAGACCAAAGUGCUUUCCAGCACCACCCUCCUCCCCAAGGACCUCUCUCUGCAGGGGGUCAAGGUAUACGAGGAUGAGAUGAAAGUCGUGCACGCGGUGCGCACAGAGGACGGGGCCAUGGAAAACGGGAUUCAGCAACUCAGCUCCUCAGAGGUGGAUGAGCUGAUCCACAAGGCCGACGAGAUGACGCAGAGUGAAGCCUCGGAGCAGGAGCCCCCCGGCCGCGGUCCUGGCCAGACGGCCACCCCCCGCAAGGAGAUCGUGGGCGUGCGGGCGCAGCCAGGAGAGAACCCCGUGGUGACGGGGGUUGUGGCAGCAGCACCGGCGGCGGCAGGAGGGGAGGGGGUGGCUGAGCCCAGCCAAGAACAGCCAGUGACCAUGAUUUUUAUGGGCUACCAGAACGUGGAGGAUGAGGAUGAAACCAAGAAGGUGCUGGGCCUGCAGGACACCAUCAAAGCAGAGCUAGUGAUGAUUGGGGACCCCCCGGCGGUGGCCAAGCCCGAUCCCCCCCCACCCAACGGCAGGGCAGCGGAGUCCCCCACGCCGGCCCCGGCAGAAGAAGCCCAGGCUGCGGCCCAGCCAGCUGAGCCCACGGGGGCCGAGCAAGACCUGGACAUGAAGAAACAACGUUGCAAGUGCUGCACCGUGAUGUGAGCCCGGCCCCGCCCCCCCCACCCACCAUUCUCCACCUUCUGAUGUACAAUCCAGACCAACCCUCCCCCUGCUCCCACUCCCACAAACUGCAGAUACACAGUAUUUUAUUUACUUAUUAAAAGGAAAAUCCCUCCCCUCCCUUCUCUCCCUCCUCCACUCCCCCACUCCCCAUCCCCACGUUUUUCUUAGAGAUGGGAGAGUCCCAAUUUCCUAUUUGUAAUGUGUUCACGCUCCAUCACGAGCUUGGGAGGAGCCGCAGCUGGGGCUGCGGGCACCGCUAUACCACUAUCCACUCUCUGCCCCUUGCCGUGUAGCUCGGGGGGGAAGGGGAAAAUGGCUUGGGGGUGGGCCCAGGUUGCCAUUGACGAUCCAGCUCCAGGGCGCGGAGUGCACGGUCAGCUCACCAUCUCGGCAACCCAUCUCGCUGCUGGAAGCCAUUCACCUGAACCACUGCUGCUAGUUGGAUGUGGCCCAUGGAGCAACUUUAACUGGAGUUGGAGGGCAACCCUCUGCCCCUCCCCAGAACUGAUCUACCACCCGGAACGGAGUCCAGGACUGUCGCAAAGCGGGGAGGCGGGGGCAGCAGAAGGA